ACGCAGUUUUGAGUUUGGCUUUUUAGGAUGUUUUCGAAUUACGAAAGUUUAUUUAACUAAAACUAUGGGCGAGAAUCAACAAAGCAGGUUUGAAAAAUCGCUGGGACUUUUAACUACUAAGUUUGUAAAUUUACUGCAAAAAUCCACCGGUGGUGUCCUAGAUUUGAAAUUGGCAGCAGAUUUACUAGCCGUUAGACAAAAACGCAGAAUAUACGAUAUAACUAAUGUACUGGAAGGCAUCGGUUUGAUAGAGAAGAAAAGUAAAAACAGUAUUCAAUGGAAACCGUACACUUAUAAAGACUGUUUACCAGGGGCCAACACCCAAGAGUUUUCAUUAAAAGUAGCCCAGUUAAAAAGGGAACUAUCGAAGUUGAGCGAAUACGAGCACGAGUUAGAUUUACAUCGGUUAUGGAUCGAACAAAGUAUACGAAAUACUACGGAAGACCUAGAGACCAAAAACUAUUUAUAUGUGACUAACGAAGACUUUUCAAGUUGCUAUGAGGACAAUGACACAGUCAUCGUUGUAAAUACACCCGUAAAUAAUACUAACGUAAAAUAUCAGAACUCUGAAGAUAGUUAUCAAUUAAAGAUUAAAUCGUCUGGGGCCCCGAUAGUAGCCAAUUUAUUAACGGAAUCGACGGAAACCGAAGAGAGUAGAAUUAAUAGAAAACGAACAUAUACAAUUAAAAGAGAAACUGAGGAGCCUGAAAGGAAGCGGCGGUUUUUAAUCAAUUCUGAAGAAGAUCCUGAACUUGUGGCUGCCGAAAUAUUAUUCAGGAAAGUGUCUAGUGAUAGUUACCAGACCGAUGUGAUAUCAGAUUUUUCAGAUCCGUUUUUGCGAUUGAGUCCCUUGCCCUUAAAUCAAGACUAUUCCUUCGGUCUUCUGGAAACGGAAGGGGCUAGUGAUCUUUUUGAUAUAGCAUCUGUAACUACAUGAAUUAACAUAAAUUUAUAACGACUCAUUGUUAAAAUUUUCUAACAUAGGAUUAUACAAUAUUUUUUUAUAUAUAUAUUUUUAGGCUCUAAUUAUUUUUUUUAAUGUAUCAUCCCAUUUGUUAUAUCUACAUAUUGAAACUGUUUUAGUUAACUGCUGAAAUUUAUUAUUGAAAAUGUAAAAUAGUUUAGUAAACAGAAUGGAAUUGUU
Anoplophora glabripennis (Asian longhorned beetle) is the source of this 1144-nucleotide messenger RNA. RefSeq names its product transcription factor E2F5 (gene E2f2). The transcript is spliced from 6 exons. Gene Ontology annotation, molecular function: DNA-binding transcription factor activity, RNA polymerase II-specific; protein dimerization activity; RNA polymerase II cis-regulatory region sequence-specific DNA binding. Gene Ontology annotation, cellular component: RNA polymerase II transcription regulator complex. The coding region runs from base 65 to 937 and encodes 290 amino acids. The record is from RefSeq and is a predicted model, not a curated record. Gene Ontology annotation, biological process: regulation of transcription by RNA polymerase II. NCBI's taxonomy places the organism in Eukaryota, Metazoa, Arthropoda, Insecta, Coleoptera, Cerambycidae.